AUGAACGAUACAGACCACUGGGCAUCUGAAGAGGAAUGCGAAUAUGAAUGCGAGACAUGUGACUUUGAGUUUUACUCUCAAGACGAAGCAUGCCAACACAUGGAUGCGUUGGGACACUGGGCAGAACGGUAUGAAUGCGAGACCUGUGAGCGCGAGUUUUUCACCCAGUAUGCUGCAGACCAACACAUGGACGCUCUGGACCACUGGGCGCCACCUGAGUAUAGAUGUGAGACUUGUGACCGGGAUUUUUACUCUCAAGAAUCAGCGAAUCAGCAUAUGGCAGCUCUGGGGCACUGGGCACCAAAAAUCCCCUGCCAGACAUGCUCAGAGAAGUUCCACACCCAGGAUGCUGCGAAUAGCCAUAUGAAGAGCUGUGCCCACUACCGCCACUUUUGCAAGGCUUGUAACUGCCACUUUCAGAGCCAGAAAGAUGUCCAAGCUCACCUCGAUUCGGAAACUCAUCGUCCAGCAAACAUCUCCUGUCCUUUCUGCAAUAAUAACUUCAAAACCGCUAGUGACAUAGUCCAGCAUCUCAAAACUGGCUCCUGCCCUGAUGUCCCCAAAUCGAACCCCGAGACCACCCAGCCUACGACCUCUGAGCCCAAGUUCGAAGAAGUUACCACCAAAAAAGAGAUCGAACAGAGAGAAAAAAAAAAGAACGCUGAAAGCCCUGCGACAAAUGAGGCGGACAAAAGUCGCUGUUGGGAAUGCUCUCUACGUUGUGGGCAGUCCCGGCCCACAGAAGAUGCUGGUAAACACCCAGAAUCGCCUGUACAGAAAGAAAAGGAACAUAAAUGCAUCAAGGGCUUCUGUGAAGAAGAUUCUGCGGUGCUAGCUAAGGUUUCGAAUCAUCUCGAGAUUAUCGUAUAA
Aspergillus wentii DTO 134E9 is the source of this 870-nucleotide messenger RNA. RefSeq lists its product as uncharacterized. Gene Ontology annotation, cellular component: nucleus. Gene Ontology annotation, molecular function: RNA polymerase II transcription regulatory region sequence-specific DNA binding; DNA-binding transcription factor activity, RNA polymerase II-specific. The coding region runs from base 1 to 870 and encodes 289 amino acids. Gene Ontology annotation, biological process: regulation of transcription by RNA polymerase II. The record is from RefSeq and is a predicted model, not a curated record. NCBI's taxonomy places the organism in Eukaryota, Fungi, Ascomycota, Eurotiomycetes, Eurotiales, Aspergillaceae. The transcript is spliced from 2 exons.